Condylostylus longicornis is the source of this 633-nucleotide messenger RNA. Its product is annotated as chromosome transmission fidelity protein 8 homolog. NCBI's taxonomy places the organism in Eukaryota, Metazoa, Arthropoda, Insecta, Diptera, Dolichopodidae. The transcript is spliced from 3 exons. Gene Ontology annotation, biological process: mitotic sister chromatid cohesion. The record is from RefSeq and is a predicted model, not a curated record. The coding region runs from base 125 to 574 and encodes 149 amino acids. Gene Ontology annotation, cellular component: Ctf18 RFC-like complex.
GUAAACUAGACAGUGUCUUAUUAUAAACAUUUCAUGAAUUAGAAAUAAAAACAAAAAACACGAAUAUAUUGGACAUACAUAUUUGUAUAAUUAAUUAAGUCUUAUAAAAAGAAUAUUUAGUGUCAUGCCGAUUGUAAUAAAAAUGCCCUCCCAAAGUAACGGUAUAGCUGAAUGGGCAAUUGUAGAAAUUCAAGGUGACUUAGAAGUCCGAUCUGAUGAAUUAAUGAAUAGUCAGUUUAUUGGAGACCUUUAUUAUAACAAAUACGGGCAACCUAUAUUUAUAAUUGGACAUCACAUAUUGCAAGGGCGAGAGCAGAAAAUGGAUAAGCCACUUGCAGUUCUGGAAAAAUCAAAGACAAACCACGGUCUUUAUUUAGAUGAAACGGCUCAAGAAAUUGAUGAAAGUAUUUUUAAUGGAACAACUCCAGAUCGAACCAUAUUGGAUUCUACAAUUGCUUUAGAAAAUAAAUCAAAGCAAAGAACGGAGUAUUCAGUUAAAGCAAUUGUAACAAAAAAAUUAAUUUUUAAAUCAAGACCCAAGCCAAUUAUAGCCAAUGUUGCAAAACAUCAUUAGAAAAAAAAAAUAUUAAUAAUUUUAACAAAAGUUUAUUUUGAAAAUAAAAUAAAUUUCCU